This is a messenger RNA of Cyclocybe aegerita, 639 nucleotides long. The record is from the annotation of a GenBank genome assembly. NCBI's taxonomy places the organism in Eukaryota, Fungi, Basidiomycota, Agaricomycetes, Agaricales, Hemipholiotaceae.
AUGUUCCUUCACUUUCUUUCAUCGCUUUUCGUCUUUCUCUAUCUCUCCGUCGCCGUUAAGGCCUCAGCACUGACGACGGCGAUCGCGCCUAAUGAACGGGUCUGUUUCUACGCGGAUGUAGACAAGGCAGGAGAGAAGAUCGGGUUCUACUAUGCAGUGCAAUCAGGAGGCUCGUUCGAUAUCGACUUCGACAUCAAAGACCCUAACCAAAAGGUCAUCCUUGACGGCGAGCGCGAGCGACAGGGCGACUACGUUCUCACAGCGAACACCAUCGGCGAAUACUCCUUCUGCUUUGAGAAUGACAUGUCUACACUUACCGACAAGCUUGUCGAUUUUGACAUCAUGGUUGAGAGUGAACCUCGCCGCGAGGCACCAGCGAAGCCUGGUCAGAUCUCUGAGCAUACUAGCGCAUUGGAGGAGAGCGUCUUCAGGCUGAAUGGGAUGCUGAUGAAUAUCAAGAGGAUACAGAAACAUCACCACACACAGGAGAAUCGCGGUUUCUCAAUCGUCAAAUCAAUACAGAAUCGUUUGUUCUGGUAUUGCGUCUUGGAAAGCUUGGGCGUUAUCGGCAUGGCCGUCCUCCAGGUGUAUAUCCUCCAAACAUUCUUCACCAAAACAGGGAGGCGAUAUAAGGUUUAA